AUGUAUCUUCCAGCAAGAAGUGCAGUGGAUCAGGCCUACUUGGAGCUCAUUGUAAAACCUGACAGAGGAGCCAAGCGCCCGAGGGGAGAGGAUGGAGGAGCUGCAGGAGGAGAUGACAACUCCAGAGGAGGGAAGCAGCAGAAAGGUGUGGGACCGAGGGAGGCAGCCAGGUUCAGGGAGGUGGGAGGAGGAGAAGSAGGAGCUGAAAUGAAAGAAACCGAAGAGCCGACUGGAGACAGGAAGAUGAUCUUAGAGAAACUGAUGGACCAGGAUGGGGAAGAACCAGAGGCAGAGCCAGUUGACGAGAGCUCAGUGAAGAAAAUGAUUCUGACCUUUGAGAAAAGGUCGUACAAAAACCAGGAGCUGAGGAUAAAGUUUCCAGACAAUCCAGAGAAGUUUAUGGAAUCAGAGCUGGACCUGAACGACAUCAUCCAGGAAAUGCAUGUAAUCGCGACGAUGCCGGAUCUCUACCACCUGCUGGUGGAGCUUAACGCCGUCCACUCGCUGCUGGGCCUCCUGAGCCAUGAAAACACUGAUGUUGCCAUAGCAGUGGUGGACCUGCUGCAGGAGCUGACAGAUAUUGACACRCUSCAUGAGAGUGAGGAGGGAGCCGAAGUCCUCAUUGACGCCCUGCUAGAGGGUCAGGUGGUGGCCUUGCUGGUGCAGAAUAUGGAGCGGCUUGAUGAACAAGUGAAAGAAGAGGCUGAUGGCAUCUACAACACGCUUGCUAUUACUGAAAACAUGGCAGAGUUCAGACCUGGCCUGUGCACUGAAGCUGCUCAGCAGGGACUCAUGCAGUGGCUGCUGAAGAGAAUCAAGGUAAGAAGCGUGUUUAAACGUCACAACCCAAACACAGCCGAGGAGCAGGAGAUGAUGGAAAACCUCUUUGAUGCUCUCUGCUCCUGCCUCAUGCUGUCCUCCAACAGGGACCGCUUCCUCAAAGGAGAAGGACUCCAGCUAAUGAACCUCAUGCUCAGAGAGAAGAAAAUGUCUCGAACCAGUGCUCUGAAGGUUCUGGACCAUGCUAUGAUUGGGCCCGAGGGAGCAGAUAACUGCCAUAAAUUUGUGGAUGUCCUGGGCUUGCGGACCAUCUUUCCACUUUUUAUGAAAACCCCAAAGAAGAUGAAGAAAACCGGUACUUCAGAGAAAGAGCAUGAAGAACACGUCUGCUCCGUCAUCGCUUCCAUGCUGAGAAACCUCAAGUCCCAGCAGAGAACCAGACUCCUCAACAAGUUUACAGAAAACGACUGUGAAAAGGUUGAUCGACUGAUGGAGUUGUAUUUUAAAUACCUGGAGGCUGUUCAACAGGCUGAUAAGAGGAUCGAAGGGGAGAAACAUGAGAUGGUCCGUCGGGGGGAGAUCCUGGACGAYGGCAUGGAGGAUGAGUUCUACCUUCGCCGUCUAGACGCUGGACUGUUUGUUCUGCAGCUGCUCUGCUAUAUUAUGGUGGAGAUCAGCAGCUCAGGGGUCUCACAGCUGCAGCAGCGGGUUCAUCAGAUUCUUAAUAUAAGAGGAGGCUCAGUCAAAGUAGUGCGGCACAUCAUGAGGGARUACGCAGAGAGCAUCGGAGAUGGAAAGAGUGACGAGUUCAAAGAGGCAGAGAGGAAGAGGAUCAUGGACCUAGCUGACAACUUUUAGUCUUUUAUUCCUCAUAAAGACACAGAAAUCCUUCACCACAACCAAAACAGUUUUAUUCCGGUUGAAACUUCACUGAAACCAAAAUACAAACUUCAAAUAAUAAUAAGAAAAAAAUGCUGGUUUGUUUUGAUAAUGUACAGAAAGGAAGUACUUUAAGACUCCAUCUGUAGACGAACCCAGCCCAUCCGCUCUAGUAAAUAAUUUAA
Molecule: messenger RNA, 1844 nt
Organism: Poecilia reticulata (guppy)
Lineage: Eukaryota; Metazoa; Chordata; Actinopteri; Cyprinodontiformes; Poeciliidae
Source: RefSeq, a predicted model, not a curated record